Erigeron canadensis is the source of this 5957-nucleotide messenger RNA. Its product is annotated as ABC transporter A family member 1. Gene Ontology annotation, cellular component: membrane; intracellular membrane-bounded organelle. The transcript has 40 exons. The record is from RefSeq and is a predicted model, not a curated record. Gene Ontology annotation, biological process: transmembrane transport; lipid transport. Gene Ontology annotation, molecular function: lipid carrier activity; ATP binding; ABC-type transporter activity. Bases 39 to 5699 code for a protein of 1886 amino acids. Lineage: Eukaryota; Viridiplantae; Streptophyta; Magnoliopsida; Asterales; Asteraceae.
AUUCAAAUUUCAAUUAAUUAAUUUUAGGGCUCUAAAAAAUGGAAGAAAAGAAAAUGAAUAACAGUAGCAGCAAUACCAGUUCUUCUGGAAGGCAGCUCAAAACUAUGCUCCGCAAAAACUGGCUUCUUAAAAUUCGUCAUCCUUACAUCACUCUCUCUGAGAUUCUGCUUCCUGUAGUGGUGAUGCUGAUGUUAAUAGCCGUAAGGACACAAGUUGACACGAAGAUCCAUCCUGCUCAAUCGUACAUUAAGAAAGAUACAUAUGUGGAAGUCGGGAAGAGUGAUAUCUCCCCAACUUUUAAUCAAGUGCUGGAAUCAUUGUUUGCUAAUGGUGAAUAUUUGGCUUUUGCCCCUAACACGAGUGAUACAAGGACAAUGAUAAACGUUUUGUCAUAUAAAUUCCCAUUGAUGAAGCUGGUUACAAAACUAUACAAAGAUGAACUAGAGCUGGAGAUGUAUCUAAAAUCAAAUACCUAUGCUGAUUGCAGUGAAGUAAAGAAUUGUUCACAUCCAAAAAUCAAAGGAGCAAUAGUGUUUCAUGGACAAGGUCCUUACUUAUAUGACUAUAGCAUUCGGCUCAACCACACAUGGGCUUUUUCAGGAUUUCCGGAUGUAAAAAGCAUCAUGGAUAUAAAUGGCCCGUAUCUUAAUGACUUGGAAUUGGGCCUUAAUCAGAUACCAAUUUUGCAGUAUGGCUACAGCGGGUUUUUAACUCUCCAACAGGUUAUGGAUUCGUAUAUUAUUUUUUAUGCCCAACAAAAGGAAACUAAUUUAGUAAGUGAGAAUGCAAUAGACCCACUCAAGACACCAUGGAGUCAAUUCACACCAUCAACCAUAACGAUAGCUCCAUUUCCAACUCGUGAAUAUACUGAUGAUGAGUUCCAGUCCAUCAUCAAGGAGGUGAUGGGGGUCCUGUACUUAUUAGGGUUUCUUUUUCCAGUUUCUCGCCUGAUAAGCUAUUCGGUUUUUGAGAAGGAGCAGAAAAUACAGGAAGGGCUUUACAUGAUGGGACUGAAGGAUGAGAUAUUCUAUCUUUCGUGGUUUAUUACAUAUGCUGUACAGUUUGCACUUUCAGCAGCAAUCAUCACUGUUUGUACAAUAGGCACACUCUUUCAGUACAGUGAUAAGUCAUUGGUGUUCAUGUAUUUCUUUCUGUUCGGGUUCAGUGCCAUAAUGCUAUCAUUUCUGAUCUCUACUUUCUUCACACGAGCAAAAUCAGCUGUAGCAGUUGGAACUCUUACUUUUCUUGGCGCUUUCUUUCCCUACUACACAGUGAAUGAUGAAGCUGUUUCUAUGGUUGUAAAGAUAGUAGCUUCUUUGCUUUCACCUACAGCAUUUGCUUUAGGCUCCGUCAAUUUUGCUGAUUAUGAGCGUGCACAUGUUGGACUUCGUUGGAGCAACAUUUGGCGGGCGUCUUCUGGAGUGUGCUUUUUAGUCUGUCUCGUUAUGAUGAUUUUCGACUCUAUAUUGUAUUUUGCAAUUGGCCUUUAUCUGAACAAGGUUCUUCACAAGGAGAAUGGGUUUGUGUACCCAUGGAACUUCAUCUUCCCAAAAGGCUUUUGGAGGAAAAAAAGUACCAGUAGACAAUUUUUUUCCAGCUUAGAAAGUAACAGUGAUGAGCAUUCUCAAGAAAAGUGUUCUUCUCGAUCAACAAUGGAAGCAAUAAGCUUAGAUAUGAAACAACAAGAGGUGGAUGGCAGAUGCAUCCAAGUUAGGAAUCUGCACAAGGUAUAUCGUAGCAACAAGGGAGAGUGUUGUGCUGUUGAUUCUCUACAGCUUACAUUAUAUGAAAACCAGAUACUUGCACUUCUCGGACAUAAUGGUGCUGGCAAGAGUACCACAAUCUCCAUGCUUGUUGGCCUUCUUGCUCCGACUUCUGGAGAUGCUUUAGUUUUUGGCAAAAGUAUCUUAACGGACAUGAAGGACAUAAGGAAGAAUUUAGGUGUUUGCCCCCAGUAUGACAUCCUUUUCCCAGAGUUGACGGUGAAGGAACAUUUGGAAAUUUUUGCUAAUAUAAAAGGAGUGAAUGAGGAAUCUCUGGAGCACAUUGUAACUGAAAUGGCUGAUGAAGUGGGUUUGGCAGAUAAGCUUAAUGCUGUUGUAAGUGCUCUUUCUGGAGGCAUGAAAAGGAAGUUGUCCCUUGGCAUAGCAUUGAUUGGAGAUAGUAAGGUUGUUAUUCUUGAUGAGCCAACCAGUGGAAUGGAUCCAUAUUCAAUGCGGUUGACAUGGCAGCUCAUAAAAAGAAUAAAGAAAGGCAGAAUAAUAUUAUUAACCACACACUCGAUGGAUGAAGCAGAUAUACUUGGAGACCGGAUAGCUAUUAUGGCCAAUGGUUCUUUGAAAUGCUGUGGAAGUUCUCUCUUUUUGAAGCACCAAUAUGGGGUUGGCUAUACUCUUACUUUGGUGAAGACUUCACCCGGGGCCUCUGCAGCUGCUGAUAUUGUUUACAAGCAUAUUCCAUCAGCAACAUGCGUGAGCGAGGUUGGCACCGAGAUUUCAUUCAAGCUUCCUCUAGUAUCAUCCGCUUCUUUUGAGAACAUGUUUAGGGAAAUUGAAAGCUGCAUAUCAAAGUCAGAUCCACAUAUAGCAAGCUUGGAACAUGAAGGCCCCAGUGACUUUGGUAUAGAAAGUUAUGGAAUAUCUGUCACGACUUUAGAGGAGGUUUUCUUAAGAGUUGCAGGAUGUGACAUUAGUGAAGUAGAUGGCAUGGAGGGAAGUGUUUUGCCCAACUCUACUCCUGCUCAAACAUCUGAUGAUUAUGUUGAAGAAAAAACAUCAAAGUCCAAACUUUUUGGAAGUUAUAUAGUUAUCUUCGGGAUACUGUUUUCAAUGGUUGGCAGAGCUUGUACUCUUUUCCUUGAUGCAGCCUUGAGCUUGUUAAAUUUUUUGAGCAUGCAUUGCUGUUGCCCUUCCUUCAUUACAAGAUCAACAUUCUGGAAACAUUCAAAAGCGUUGCUUAUAAAGAGAUGGAUAUCUGCAAGGAGAGACAGAAAAACAAUUGUUUUUCAGCUGUUAAUUCCCGCUCUUUUUUUGUUUAUUGGUCUUCUUCUUCUCGAACUAAAGUCACAUCCUGAUCAACCCUCCAUAACCUUCACAACUUCCAACUUUAAUCCACUACUUAGUGGUGAAGGUGGUGGUGGUCCUAUUCCUUUUGAUCUAUCAUUGCCUAUAGCACGGGAGGUUUCGCAUUAUAUAGAAGGGGGCUGGAUCCAGAUUUUUAAAGAGAGCUCAUAUAGGUUUCCUGAUCCUAAUACAACAUUAGAAGAUGCUAUUGAGGCAGCAGGGCCCACUUUGGGCCCGAUCCUGCUUUCUAUGAGUGAAUACCUGAUGUCCAGCUUCAAUGAAUCCUAUGAGUCAAGAUAUGGGGCCAUUGUAAUGCACCCUCAGAAGGAUGAUGGUAGUAUAGGUUACACCGUUCUUCACAAUAGCACGUGUCAGCAUGCUGCUCCAACCUUUAUCAAUUUAAUGAAUGCAGCAAUUCUUAGGCUGGCUACACUUGAUAAAAACAUGACCAUACAAACACGUAAUCAUCCACUGCCAAUGACAGAAAGCCAGCGUCUGCAACGUCAAGACCUGGAUGCAUUUUCUGCGGCUAUUAUUGUGAGUAUCGCCUUCUCUUUCAUUCCUGCUUCAUUUGCUGUUCCUAUUGUGAAGGAACGUGAAAUAAAAGCAAAGCAUCAGCAAUUGAUCAGUGGGGUAUCUAUAUUAUCUUAUUGGAUAUCAACAUAUAUUUGGGAUUUCAUAAGUUUCUUAGUCCCUUCCUCUUUUGCUAUGGUUCUCUUUUACAUCUUUGGCUUAGAACAGUUCAUUGGAAGUGGUUCUCUAUUGCCUACAGUCCUCAUUCUGUUGGAAUAUGGUGCUGCAAUUGCAUCUUCAACAUACUGUCUAACCUUCUUCUUUUCGGAACACAGCAUGGCACAGAAUGUGGUACUCUUGGCUCACUUUUUCACGGGGAUCAUUCUUAUGGUAAUGUCAUUCAUUAUGGGAUUGAUACCCGCAACUCAAGACUUGAAUUCCUUUCUCAAGAAUUUCUUCAGAUUAUCUCCAUCCUUUUGCUUUGCUGAUGGACUAGCUUCAUUAGCUCUGCUACGCCAAGGAAUGAAAGUUGGAUCAAAUAACGGAUAUUUUGGGUGGAAUGUAUCUGGUGGAUCUAUUUGUUAUCUUGCUGCGGAGGGCAUCAUUUAUUUUCUCUUGACACUUGGGCUCGAGAUUUUCCCCCCACACAAAUUAAGUUUUUUUGCUAUAAAAGACUUCCUAAGAAGUUUCAGAAGAACUAGUCCAACUUUUUCUGAUGCCUAUUCUGAACCCCUUUUGAGAUCUUCAACAGAAAGUGCUGCUAUUGAUCUUGAUGAAGAUAUAGAUGUCCGAACUGAAAGAAGUAGGGUUCUUUCAGGUUCCAUCGAUAAAGCCAUCAUCUACCUACGUAAUCUUAGGAAGGUCUUCCCUGGAGGGAGGAACCAUGGUAAGAAAGUGGCUGUCCAUUCACUUACUUUCUCAGUGCAAGAAGGUGAAUGUUUUGGCUUUUUGGGAACAAAUGGAGCUGGGAAGACCACUACUCUAUCUAUGCUAUCAGGAGAAGUAUGUCCGAGUGCUGGAACUGCAUUCAUUUUUGGUCAAGAUAUGCGACUAAACCCCAAAGCUGCUAGCCAGCUUAUUGGGUAUUGUCCACAGUUUGAUGCGCUGCUAGAAUUUUUGACUGUCCAAGAACAUCUUGAGCUUUAUGCGAGAAUAAAAGGUGUCCCAGAUUACCUGCUAGAUAAUGUCGUAAUGGAUAAGUUAUUAGAGUUUGACUUGUUAAGGCAUGCCUCUAAACAAUCGUUUACUUUAAGUGGGGGUAACAAACGCAAGUUAUCUGUUGCAAUUGCAAUGAUUGGAGAUCCUCCUAUUGUAUUCUUGGAUGAGCCCUCUACAGGAAUGGAUCCGAUUGCAAAACGUUUUAUGUGGGAAGUUAUAUCUCGUUUAUCAACUAGAAGUGGAAAGACAGCUGUUAUUCUAACUACUCAUAGCAUGAAUGAAGCUCAAGCACUUUGCACAAGAAUUGGAAUAAUGGUUGGGGGGAAGCUAAGAUGUAUCGGCAGUCCACAGCAUCUAAAAACACGAUUUGGGAAUCAUCUUGAAUUAGAGGUUAAACCUACUGACGUUAGCUCUGUUGACUUGGAAAAUUUUUGUCAAAUGAUUCAAGAAAGGCUAUUUGACUUUCCUUCUCAUCCAAGGAGUAUAUUUGGUGACCUUGAAGUUUGUAUUCGGGGGGAUGAUUCCAUAACAUCUGAAGAUGCCUUAGCCACAGAGAUUAGUUUGUCAAGAGAUAUGAUAAUUUUGAUUGGACGCUGGCUUGGCAAUGAGGAAAGUAUAAGGACCCUUACAAAUAACCAUGGGUCUGGUGGUUCUUCUAACGAGCAAUUAACUGAGCAGUUGGCCCGUGAUGGUGGUUUGCCGCUACCAAUAUUCUCAGAAUGGUGGUUAGCAAAAGAGAAAUUCUCAAUGAUAGAUUCAUUUGUUGUAGCUUCAUUUCCUGGAGCAACUUCUCAAGGUUGCAAUGGAUUAAGUGUUAAAUAUCAGUUGCCACGUGGUGAAGAUUUCUCACUUGCUGAUGUUUUUGGACUCAUAGAGCAAAACAGAAAUCGACUAGGGAUUGCAGAAUAUAGCAUAAGCCAAUCAACACUUGAAACCAUUUUCAGCCAUUUUGCUGCCAAUCCAUGAGCCUUACAAAAAAUUUUCAACAUUGACGAUAAGGGGAGGUGCUAACCAUUUUAUUUUCCAAACUUGGUCAUCUGACCAACAUAGUGAGUUAGUCAAUAGAAUUUCCUAGAGUUUGAUGCGUACACAUACGAAAAAUGUAUAUAAAUAGUCUGGCAUUGAGACUACAAUUUCCCUAGAAACACCAUAAUGGUUGCUAUGAGCCAUGCCUGUGCAUGUUUUUCUUGCUGCGAUCUUGUUUAAACGUAUUGAUUAAGAGAA